This is a messenger RNA of Acanthamoeba castellanii str. Neff, 645 nucleotides long. Its product is annotated as DnaJ domain containing protein. The transcript has 6 exons. The record is from RefSeq and is a predicted model, not a curated record. Lineage: Eukaryota; Discosea; Longamoebia; Acanthamoebidae. The coding region runs from base 1 to 645 and encodes 214 amino acids.
AUGACCACCAAGAAGAUACUGACCUCGGACAGCCACCCGCUCAAGGUGGACUUUGUGGCCGACCUGCCCACCCAGGGCAAGCUCGGGAUGACCUUUGCGCCGGGCAAGUUCCAGGAGAACACCCCUACGGGCAACAACUGGCACCGCGACGUGGCCACCGACGUACGGGUGCUGAGGGAAACGCACGGGAUAGAGGUGCUGGUGUCCCUGCUGGAAGACUUUGAGUACACGCAGCUCCAGAUCGAGCACCUCUUUGCGACGUGCCGGGAACACGGCAUUGAAGUCAUCCACUUCCCCAUCGUCGAUGGAGAGACGCCGGUGUCGCUGGAAGACACCCACGCCGUGGUGAGCAAGAUGCAAGCCCACCUCGAAGCCGGCCGUAAUGUCGUCCGUAUGCGGGCCGACGCGUUCGAGCUGCUCGGCCUGGACCCCAGCGACGUCCUGGAUGCGGCGAAGAAAGAGGCAGUCAACAGGCGCUACCGCGCGAUCAGCCCGUUCCUCCACCCGGACAAAGCCAACAUGCGGAACGGCACCCUGUUCAGCCUCAUGGUGGAAGCUCGCGACUUCUUGUUGAACCCUGACACCAACUUCAAUCUCCUCGUCAACUUCCAAGGCAUGAGCGAUGGUGAGUCCGAAGAUUCAUGA